Messenger RNA from Alternaria incomplexa, 1863 nucleotides. RefSeq lists its product as uncharacterized. NCBI's taxonomy places the organism in Eukaryota, Fungi, Ascomycota, Dothideomycetes, Pleosporales, Pleosporaceae. Bases 1 to 1863 code for a protein of 620 amino acids. The transcript is spliced from 6 exons. The record is from RefSeq and is a predicted model, not a curated record. Gene Ontology annotation, biological process: protein phosphorylation. Gene Ontology annotation, molecular function: protein serine/threonine kinase activity; ATP binding.
AUGUCUUGGAAGCUCACCAAGAAGCUCAAGGAGACGCAUCUGGCGCCCCUCGCCAACACAUUCAGUCGCUCGUCGUCGACGUCGACCAUAGUCGAUGACCAGCCGACGCCCAAAGCCUCGAGUUCCGCCGCCAGCGCGACGACGCUCGGCAACUCCAAGGACAAUGGCAUUGCCGCCUCAGAAGCCAACGCCUCCGCGCCGGCACAGCCCCUGCGCCCCGGUAUCCUCAUAGUCACGCUCCAUGAGGGUCAGAAGUUCUCCCUGCCCGCCGGCGCCGAGCAGCAGUUCAGCGGCGGCAGCCACCACCAGGGCUCCAUGUCCCAGGGCGGCGGCCUCUCGGUCGCGGGCUCAAUGCGCCCCGGCUCGUCCUCGCACCGGCCGCAGUCUGCUGCUGGCAGCAUCAAUGCCGCGCCCACGAUCCACGGUCGCUACUCCUCAAAACACCUGCCCUAUGCCCUCGUCGAUUUCGACAAGCAGCAGGUCUUCAUCAACGCAGUUUCCGGUACCCCCGAGAACCCACUCUGGGCGGGCAGCAACACCCAGUACAAGUUCGAUGUGUCCCGUGUCACCGACCUCACCGUCUCGCUUUACAUCCGAAACCCCUCCGCCUCGCCCAACGCUGGUCGCAACGAAGACAUCUUCAUUGGAACACUGAAGGUCCACCCCCGAUUCGAGGAGUCGCGGCAGGACAGCAAGGCCGGAAAUGGAGAGGGUGGCGCUGGCCAGGCCGGUGCCGACUGGAUACCAGUGCAGUUCGGUAGCGGCCAGAUGAAGGUCGGCGUCAACUUUGUCGAGAACAGGCAAGACCGUCUCGCGAUUGACGACUUUGAACUCCUCAAAGUAGUCGGCAAGGGCAGUUUCGGAAAGGUCAUGCAGGUGCAGAAGAAAGACACGCACCGGAUCUACGCCCUCAAGACCAUUCGCAAAGCACACAUCAUCUCCCGAUCCGAAGUCGCGCAUACUCUGGCCGAACGGUCUGUUUUGGCUCAAAUCAACAACCCCUUCAUCGUUCCGUUGAAGUUCUCUUUCCAGUCGCCAGAGAAGCUGUAUCUUGUUUUGGCCUUUGUCAACGGUGGAGAACUCUUCCACCAUCUGCAGAAGGAACAACGGUUCGACAUCAACCGAGCUCGGUUCUAUGCCGCUGAACUGCUGUGCGCUCUUGAGUGCUUGCACGGUUUCAACGUCAUUUACCGUGAUUUGAAACCCGAGAACAUCCUUCUCGAUUACACUGGCCACAUUGCCCUGUGCGAUUUCGGUCUCUGCAAGCUGGACAUGAAGGAUGAGGACCGGACAAACACGUUCUGUGGAACACCAGAAUACCUCGCUCCGGAACUCCUUACUGGCGCUGGCUACACCAAGUCUGUCGAUUGGUGGACACUGGGUGUUCUCCUAUACGAGAUGUUGACUGGAUUGCCCCCAUUCUAUGAUGAGAACACCAACGACAUGUACCGCAAGAUUCUCACCGAGCCUCUACACUUCCCUGGCCCUGAGAUCGUGCCACCGGCCGCACGCGAUCUCUUGACCCGCCUGCUAGACCGCAACGCUGAGAAGCGACUGGGUGCUAAGGGCGCAGCCGAGAUCAAGGCGCACUACUUCUUCCACAGCAUCGACUGGCGAAAGCUUCUUGAGAGGAAGUACGAGCCCAGCUUCAAGCCUAAUGUGGUUGACGCAAAGGACACUGCCAACUUCGACCGCGAGUUCACUUCCGAAGCUCCAACAGAUUCAUAUGUCGAUGGUCCCAUGCUUUCGCAGACCAUGCAGCAGCAAUUCGCGGGAUGGUCAUACAACCGCCCUGUUGCUGGUCUUGGCGACGCUGGUGGCUCGGUGAAGGAUCCAUCAUUCGAGGGUGUGACAGAAAGAUAG